This is a messenger RNA of Exophiala oligosperma, 1086 nucleotides long. RefSeq lists its product as uncharacterized. The transcript has a single exon. Bases 1 to 1086 code for a protein of 361 amino acids. The record is from RefSeq and is a predicted model, not a curated record. Lineage: Eukaryota; Fungi; Ascomycota; Eurotiomycetes; Chaetothyriales; Herpotrichiellaceae.
AUGGACCAUCCGUCUGUCAAGGCAAUCCGUUGCUCAGGCACCUCGUAUGAGAUCGGGCUUCAACAUGGUAGAGGUGCUGCCGCUCAAGUCCAUGCCAACAUCAACACAUAUACCGGAUUCUUUGAGGAGACUGCUCAGAUUUCGUGGCCGGCAGCACGAGAACGUGCUGUGGGCCAAUUCGCACCGACCCUCAAAGCCAGGUAUCCUGAGAUUCUCAAUGAGAUGAGAGGUAUCGCUGAUGGCGCGGGGGGUGGCCUGACAUAUGAAGAUAUUCUAGCCCUCAACGUGCGCAGUGAGAUUUCACUGACCAACUACGCCGACGGUUGUACCUCGAUCAGCCAGAUUGGAGAGGGAGGCAAGAUAUUCCUAGCCCAAAACUGGGACUGGCUCGAGGAACUUCAAAGAGGCAUGGUUUUUCUGCAUGUCAAGCCUCGAGGAUCAGAUAUUGCAUUCCAGUUCCUGGGGGAGGCAGGCAUUGUAGGCAAGAUCGGCAUGAACAGUGCGGGUUUCGGGCUCUGCAUGAACGCUCUCCGAUCUGGCGCUUUUGACAACCUCAAACUGCCAGUCCACAUCAUGUCCCGGCGCCUGCUGCAGUAUGCCACAAGCGUCGACGAGGCAGUUGCAAUUAUCGAUGAGUUUGGCUUGGCCAGCACGUCCAACUACAUGUUUGCCGACAAGUCUGGUAAGCAUCUCGACAUCGAGUGCUCGCCAAAAGGGAACACAGUGAUAUUGCCCUGCAAUGGAUAUGUGGCACACACAAAUCAUCUGUACGGUGCGGAUCGACCUGCUAACUUGGUGGAUCAUCCUGCUCCCAAUUCGAUCACACGCCUAGCUCGCAUGCAAAAGUUGACUGACGAAGAUUUGAACACAAAUGUUCCAACGACAUUUCGAUCCUUCCGUGAGAGACUUUCAGAUGAAGAGGGAGCGCCAUUUUCGAUUUGCAGGGAUAGGCCUCCCGGAGCGGCGGGAAUGGAAAGAAUGACCACGCUCGCGUGCAUCAUGAUGGAGUUGACGAGCCGCACAGGGAGAGUGUUGAUUGGUAGGCCCUGUGAUGCUCUACCAGUAGUAGAAUGGUCAUUUCAGUAG